Molecule: messenger RNA, 1941 nt
Organism: Sapajus apella (tufted capuchin)
Lineage: Eukaryota; Metazoa; Chordata; Mammalia; Primates; Cebidae
Gene: TRIM54
Product: tripartite motif containing 54
Exons: 9
Coding region: 313-1395 (360 amino acids)
Molecular function (GO): zinc ion binding
Source: RefSeq, a predicted model, not a curated record
AAACAGUGCUACCCACAGAGUGAACAAGAGAGGGUCAUUUAGGAAACGAGAAUUUUACAGAGAAAGGGAUAGAUAAAACUACGUGAGCCUGGCGAGGGUGCAGAGCAGAAAGUAGAGAAAGGAAAGUGUCCGAAGACUGCUCUCUGGGACAAGACAAGUUGUUAAAGAAAGGGACAGGAGAGAUAGGAGUGCUAUUUCAAGAGUGAGCCACAGAAGGGAAUCCACAGGCUGUCUAAGCGAGGAAGGGUCUACAGACAGUGAGUGAAGGCCAGGAACAGGGCCCAGGCCGGGGCAGGUGCGACCACCGAGGGGAUGAACUUCACAGUGGGUUUCAAGCCGCUGCUAGGGGAUGCACACAGCAUGGAUAACCUGGAGAAGCAGCUCAUCUGCCCCAUCUGCCUGGAGAUGUUCUCCAAACCGGUGGUGAUCCUGCCCUGCCAACACAACCUGUGCCGCAAGUGUGCCAACGACGUCUUCCAGGCCUCGAAUCCUCUGUGGCAGUCCCGGGGCUCCACCACCGUGUCUUCAGGAGGCCGUUUCCGCUGCCCAUCCUGCAGGCAUGAGGUUGUCCUGGACAGACACGGAGUCUACGGCCUGCAGCGAAACCUGCUGGUGGAGAACAUUAUCGACAUUUACAAGCAGGAGUCAUCCAGGCCGCUACACUCCAAGGCUGAGCAGCACCUCAUGUGUGAGGAACAUGAAGAGGAGAAGAUCAAUAUCUACUGCCUGAGCUGUGAGGUGCCCACCUGCUCUCUCUGCAAGGUCUUUGGUGCCCACAAGGACUGUGAGGUGGCCCCACUGCCCACCAUUUACAAGCGCCAGAAGAGUGAGCUCAGCGAUGGCAUCGCGAUGCUGGUGGCAGGCAAUGACCGUGUGCAAGCAGUGAUCACGCAGAUGGAGGAAGUGUGCCAGACCAUCGAGGACAAUAGCCGGAGGCAGAAGCAGUUGUUAAACCAGAGGUUCGAGAGCCUGUGUGCAGUGUUGGAGGAGCGCAAGGGCGAGCUGCUGCAGGCACUGGCCCGGGAACAAGAGGAGAAGCUGCAGCGUGUUCGUGGCCUCAUCCGUCAGUACGGAGAUCACCUGGAGGCCUCCUCUAAGCUGGUGGAGUCUGCCAUACAGUCCAUGGAAGAGCCACAGAUGGCGCUCUACCUCCAGCAGGCCAAGGAGCUGAUCAAUAAGGUCGGGGCUAUGUCGAAGGUGGAGCUGACAGGGCGGCCAGAGCCAGGCUAUGAGAGCAUGGAGCAAUUCACCGUGAGCGUGGAGCACGUGGCCGAAAUGCUGCGGACCAUCGACUUCCAGCCGGGCGCUUCCGGGGAGGAAGAAGAUGAGGAAGUGGCCCCGGACGGAGACGAGGGCACUGCGGGGCCGGAGGAAGAGCGGCCGGAUGGGCCUUAAGGUCUGCGCCUACCCGACUCUGCUCGAGAGCCUGCGCUAGGGUCGGGGAGGAUCUGCGCAGAGACUGCGGAGUAGCCCAGCUCAGUGCCUGCCCCGGGAGGAUCUUAAUAAAGAAUUCAAGCUCCCAGACCCGCAUCUCCUUUCGCUGCCCAAUCCCUCACUCUCGGCUUUGGAGGCGACCCGCCACCAUCCUGCCCUUCCUGGAACCUGAGACCGUUUGGGGGGUGGAAGCCAAAUGAACCCCUAUUGGGCACCUCCGUGAUGCCAGGAGCGAACUGGUGAGCCCAGCACACUUGGAAGAGGAUUGAGGGCAAGGCAGUGGUGCCAGGACCUCUGAGGUCCUGGGGAUUUGGGGAGCCCUGGGGUCCACAGGCACCUGGCUGAAAGCCGCUCUCCCGGAACCUCCCCCACCCCCCUCGCAUCUUGUUCCCCUCCCGCUGGCUAGGGGCCCCACCUUCCCACGGGUUCCCACCCUGCUGUAACUGCCGCACCCCCACGACAGAAGCCAACAGCUCUUCAGCACUUUUAUUAAAAAAUAGCCACGCA